Chaetomium fimeti is the source of this 1020-nucleotide messenger RNA. RefSeq names its product polysaccharide lyase. The coding region runs from base 147 to 899 and encodes 250 amino acids. The record is from RefSeq and is a predicted model, not a curated record. The transcript has a single exon. Lineage: Eukaryota; Fungi; Ascomycota; Sordariomycetes; Sordariales; Chaetomiaceae.
GGGCACGAGUCGCCCACCUUGUAUUGGGGGCUGCACAACUCCGCCUCAACCCCGUCAUUCAGAUCUCCAUCGGCCCCAUUUUCCUUCAACAAAUAACAGCAACCAAAAAAGCUCACCCUCCCCUCCAAAUCCAAGAAGCUCUAAUCAUGUUUCUCCGCAUUAUUCUCCCGGUUCUCCUCACGGUGUGGCCCGCAGUGCGGGCGGAGCAAAUAUUCAACAAUCGAGGGACGUUAACUGGCUGGGGUGGCACCCAAACCGAGCACAAGGGCGAAAUUAAAGAAGUCACCGAUGUCUUCUUCGACGAGCCGCCAGCACUCGUCAUGACGCAGACCUUUGACGAAUCUUACACGGGCCGUUACCACUCCGAGGUCCGCGUUUUGAACGCCUACAAACACGGCGACACACGGUUUUACGGCUUUGCCUUCCGGCUCCCCCCCGAUUGGCAGUUUGAUCCCGCGCAGAGCUACGACCUGGCACAGUUCAUCGCGCCUUUUGACGAAUGUGAUUCGUUCAUGCCUACCACGAUGUUUUGGGCCGAGGGAACGAAAUUGUUCACCCGCCUGAAGUCAGGGAGUGUCUGCGACCAAAAGACCAAGGAACUCCCCCUCGAUGUGACCCUCACUGCCGGCGAAUGGCACAAGGUGAUGAUUGAGGCCCGUUGGGAGAGCGAAGCUACGGGGUUCCUGCGUUUGUGGUUUGACGACAAGCAGGUUCUGGAAGAGCAAAACGUUGCCACGACCGUAUCUGAAGACGUUCCGUUCCAGUUCCGUGUUGGUCUGUACGCAAAUGGAUGGCACGAUGACAAGGGUAUGAAGGGGACUCAGGGGUUCCGGCAGGUGUUCUACGAUAAGGUUGCCAUCGCGACGACCAAAGAGGAGGCGGACCCAGAUCUAUGGUGAAGCACGAGAUGUCCAAUCUAGGGAGGUGUACAAAUGAACGAGGAGCGGGACGGCGUGGGCUCAGGAAGUCUGUAUACGCGCUAUUUGAAAUAUACAAAUGGAGCAACAGCUGCGCUGUUGC